ACGGCAAAGACGUGCUCGUGUAUACGGCUGAACUAAACCUUAGUUAAACUUUUCGAUCUCGUACCGACACUAAUGGGCAGCCAAACAUUCGGGCAGUGCAAUAAACACAUUUAACAGUGCCACGCGACUAAUGUUCAAUUUGGGCCCUAAUUUCAUUCAGCAAGGCACAGUUCUACGCAGCCGAACCACCCUCGUAAUUGUUAAAUAUUUAUACACACCACCAACGGAACGCACGCAUUAAGUAUACGUACUUACAACGCGAGUGGCGCCAACAUAUGUAAAGCAGCGGCGAUAAGAAAAGAACCAGCAACAGAGACGGAAAACGAAAGCGGCUACAAAAGAGGAGACACAAUUAUUGGAGUGCAGCCGGAGUGACUCAACUCCCCCAACAAUUGCCGCAGAUGAGGUGAACGAACUAGUGGUCAUCCCGAGCCCUUCCCUCUUCGUCCUCCACAGCAUCUAUCAGCAGACGACCCUCCAACUCUCUGGCAAUUAAGAAAUCUCUAAUUGGAGAGUAAGAGCUGCCGGAGCGGAGGAGGGAUUACCCUCUCCCAAGAUGCCUUCUCUGCGCCAGAAGGUCACCACCUAUUUCCGUCAGCUGAGCUUCAUCGCGGAGCCUCGCGAGGGUAGACGGAGGACCAGCGAGCACGAGGAUGAGGACGGUAACUUCAUAACCAAAUAUCUCGAGGGGCGCAUGCAGCGACUGUUUGUGGCAGGUCCCGAGAUCUACAAUGGCCAGAAUCCCACAGAUAUGCCCGUUCUCAAGCUGGGUUCUUAUGAGGCCGGCACCUGCUCCAUAACAGCAGCCUGCACGGGUCCGGAUGAGGGUCUGACCGGCAUCAAACGCUCCAAGCUGCACCUGAGCACCAGCUUUGCGGACGACAUAGACUUUAUAGACACGCAGCAGGAAAACGACGAUGCUUAUGGCGUUAGGAAGAGUACGCCGGCGGUUCCAGCGGCCACACAGAACUCCACUCGAUUGGCCAGCAAAUUUGGACGUCCGCCGACUGGAUCCCGGCGGCAAAGCAAUGCGGAUCAGCCAUCGGGAUCCACUUCUGCUUCGGGUAUGCGCUCCCGUAAGAAUUCCAAGAGCAGCAUAGCCAAUCUGGCAGCGGCUUCUGCUGGUACUGAAGCAGGAAAGGCCACCACCAUCGUGGUGAGCAUGGUGAGCAGUGAUCAAAACAACAGGAAUCUGUUGAAUGCAAAGACUGAGUCCUUGGCGAACGGUGAUUCCAACUCGGAACGAGAGCGCCUGCUCCGCGAGGCGGUGAGCAAUCAGGGUGGCGCCGCUCCAGCUGCGCUGGUUGCCGGCGUGGAGAACUGGCGUAUGGAGUGCGAUUUUGCGUAUGGCAUCUCGGUGUCCCUGUACGAGAACAAUAUGCUGACCAAGGAGCCGAUGGGCAAUCCCAUUGCCGACUGCUAUGGCAUGGUUGUGCGUGGUGACUCUGCCAUCAUGGCCAUGGCAGAUGGCGUCAAUUGGGGGGAUGGAGCUCGCCUGGCUGCCCGCUCGGCUGUGCACGGCUGCCUGGACUACUUGGAUCGUGCGGUAUUCGGACAGGCGCUGGAGUGCCGGGCCACCACCACCCAGGAGGUAUUUGUGAGUCUGCUGCGGAGCUUGUGGGAGGGACAUGGCUGCAUCUUGGAGGUGGGAGGAGCCCUCUCCACGCUGACCAUAGCCGUGGUGCUUCCGCUGGACGGAGCGCCGGACAAGUAUGUGGUCUGCGCCUGCAACGUGGGCGAUUCCCUGGGCUAUGUGUACUCCAAGAAGCACGGAGUGCGGGAGCUUACACAGGCCUCGCAUGACAUCAGCUCCAUGCGGGACAUGCGCGACGCCCUGGGCGCCCUUGGACCAGCGGAUGGCAACAAGCCAGAGCUGAGCAAUCUCACCUUCACCAUGAGCUGCAUUGAGAGCGGCGACAUAGUGUUCCUCACAUCGGAUGGGAUUAGUGACAACUUCGAUCCCGUUGUGGGCAAGUUCGCUGAGGCCUGGACCCCGGAUGUCAAGCUGCAGGCAUCGGGCCAAGGGAAGCCCGCCAAUCUAGCGCCUAAGCGUCAGAACAAGAGUGCCUCGGCGAUCUAUGCCCGCCUGCAUCCGUCGACGCCGCCCACCCGACCAGCGCGUCAGUCGAAGGCGAGCAGUCCGCCCAGCAACGCGCCCAGUCGUCCGAAGUACAUGCGCUCGCAAACUCUCAUAGAACCACGCCAGGGACUGGUUUCCUCUGCACCACCGCCCACGGCGGCUCCACAGCGCAUUCCCAGAUCCAUAUCGGGCUUGCCCCUGGUAACCGGACCUCAGAGGCAUGCUCUGACCCUGUAUCGGCUUGAGGACCUGCUCAGCUAUGGCAUCAAUGGCACCUUCUCGCCGUGCUCUUCAGCCCGAAGACUUUGCCACCUGCUCAUUGACUUUGUGAGAAUGAUAACCUCGGCCAGGAGGAAGACCCUGGAGCAGCGAGAGCUCUUCUACAAACUCUCUACGGGACCGGAUGGCGCCAAGCGGGAGGUGCAACUGAAUAGGAUGCAGCACCGAGCGGCCAGGAAGCGGAUUGUGGACAGCAGUGCCUUUGUGGCUUUGCCUGGCAAACUGGAUCACGCCACUGUGAUGGCCUACACGGUGGGGGGAGGUCAUGGAGAAAAUGGAAACGAGAACGGCGAUGGAGAGGUAGCGGUUUCCCCCGUACUGCAAUCCAAGGAGUUCAAGGAGACGAAUUUCUAAUCGCCAGACUGCAGAGAUCAGGCUUUUUAUACAUUUUUCUCACUCACAUAUGGGUAAUUCUUGCUUAAAUGGUUUUCUUUAAGGUCUCUUGUGAAUUUGUGGCUUAAGUUUGUUAUAUUUUUAUUUGUUUUUAAUGAGUUUGAAUAUUUUAUAUUAUUUAUAAACAAAAAGCACAAAUCAUAUUGUUAGAUUUUCGCCAAAUAUAUAUUAAAUAUUAUGAUUUUCCAAGAGGAAAGGAUACGCUCAGAGAGAGCAAUAAAACCAGUAAUACUUUGUGUUAAAAUGCCAACAUUUGUAGGAUUUAAGAUUCAUUUAAUUAUAAUCAGCUUUUAAUUGCCAACCAAUGUAAAAUAAUCAUGUUAUUGAUCGAAGAAGUAUAUACAUUGAGCCAAGAGUUACCCGUAUGCACACAUAACUACAUAUAUACAUUUACAUAUACCAUUUCAUACUUGUAUCUUUAAUAUUCAUAAACUCUCGCUUAAGUUUUGUUGAUUUUGAUUCCGAUACUCCUCAUUUGUCAGCCAUAGAUUUUUAGCCAUUAACUGCAAUCGACAGAAAUGCCUCAAAUGUUUUAAACUACCAAAAAAGAAUAAGAUAGCACACACAGAAAAAUAUAUGUCGUAUUUUUACACUCUCAUUCGAAAAGUCAACACCAGCAGAAGGGGGUCUUUAAUUACCACCAAACUCUCGUAGAAUUUGUAAUUCUACAUUCUGGCAGCAAAGACAAAAUAAAUAGAGAAGGUGUGUGCAGUGAAAGUUACAUUUUCGUUGGAGUCUUUGAUCAAUUUUGUAAAACGAAACUUGAAAACCUGACAAAAAGUGUGAUUUGUGCUCGAUUUUUGUUUACUAAACGCUCUAUUCUGAGUCGUUUUGUGAACAUUUAUCGAUACUACUAUCAACUCUAGUAUAUGCUACGCAUCUUACUCACUUAUAUUGUCUUUGGUGGCAGUGUAGAAACUUUAUAACGCACAGCUUAAACUGCGGAAUGGGCUGUGACCAGCGGGCCAGAGCAAUCGAAUACUUUGAAUAAAACGCAAUUGAAGAACUGCGCUUUUUUAAGC
This is a messenger RNA of Drosophila kikkawai, 3774 nucleotides long. RefSeq names its product PP2C-like domain-containing protein CG9801. The record is from RefSeq and is a predicted model, not a curated record. Lineage: Eukaryota; Metazoa; Arthropoda; Insecta; Diptera; Drosophilidae.